AUGACGCCUUCUCCUCCACUGCCUCCAGCGGUCCAAAAAGACUUGGAGGACGUCGGGAAGUGGCUGGAGUCAAAUCCGGAAGCCUUCGAAAGAUGUGAGGACUGGCAAACGAGAUUUUUAAAAACGAUUCAAGUUCUAUCUGAGAAUCUACCUAUACGAUCUUUGGAUAAAGUGUUGUCCUCUUCACAAAGAUCAUCUCGAGAAGAAAGAUCAAAACGAGCAAAACAAGGCAUCUAUCUAGUACAGUAUCUAUUUCAAGAGAGUAUCAGAGAUGACAGUAGAGAUCCCUAG
Messenger RNA from Diabrotica balteata, 291 nucleotides. The record is from the annotation of a GenBank genome assembly. NCBI's taxonomy places the organism in Eukaryota, Metazoa, Arthropoda, Insecta, Coleoptera, Chrysomelidae.